Endocarpon pusillum Z07020 is the source of this 1440-nucleotide messenger RNA. RefSeq lists its product as uncharacterized. The record is from RefSeq and is a predicted model, not a curated record. The transcript has a single exon. Gene Ontology annotation, cellular component: nucleus. Lineage: Eukaryota; Fungi; Ascomycota; Eurotiomycetes; Verrucariales; Verrucariaceae. Gene Ontology annotation, biological process: regulation of transcription by RNA polymerase II. The coding region runs from base 1 to 1440 and encodes 479 amino acids.
AUGAAGAGAAAGCGCUCAUUCGCCAAAGAAGACGUCGGAAUGUCUGAAGAAUCAGACUUCGAUUCUGACAAUGACCCAGAAACCCCAAUCACCGAACCCCAGACCCCUAUUGCGGGUGGCCGGAAGAUUCUACCAUGCCCUUAUCAGGGCUGUGCAAAAUCAUUCAACCGACAGGCUCGUCUUACUGAGCAUAUUCGGUCACAUACGAAUGAACGCCCGUUUACUUGUCCUGAGAAAAACUGCGACAAAGCCUUCCUUCGGGAUUCUCAUCUAAAGCAUCACAUUAAGAGCGCCCACACCAACGAACGAGACUAUUCCUGCACAUGGGCCAAUUGUGGUAAGAAGUUCGCUACCGGCACGAGACUACGCAGGCAUGAAUCCAGCCACCAGACAAAAGAAAAGUACACCUGUAAAGGUUUCGAUGGCUGCAACGAGACUUUCAGAAAGCAUGCUACGCUCUCUCGGCAUAUUCUAGCGGUUCAUGAGAACAAAAAACCCUUUCCGUGUACAGAGGUGGACGCUGAAAGUGGAGAGCAAUGUCACUUAGGCUUCGACACGGCGGAGAAGUUGCGCUCUCACAAGCGAGCUAUUCAUGAUUACACUCGCUUCGUUUGCAUGGACUGUCCACCCCUCGAUGAUGAUUUAGCUACUCAGGUCUCCUUCGCGACAUAUGCGCUCCUCCAAGCCCAUAUCGCCGAGAUACAUCCUCCAACAUGUCCACAAUGCUGUCUACUAUGCGCCUCUGAGAAGGAUCUGCGCCGCCAUCUCGAACUCAUUCACAACGUGGUUGAUUCAGACGUGGAUAAGCCUAUCGAUCCCUCCUUUCCAUGCACAUAUCCCAAUUGCACUCGUUCAUUCACCAAGAGGGGUAAUCUCAACGUCCACGUGAAGACGGUACAUGAGCAUCGCAAAGAAUUCGUAUGCGGCCAAACAGAACUAAAGCUUCCUCACGAAACACUUCCGAAUCAAGAUUCGGAGCUCGCUACAGCUUCAGAGAUUGCUGGCUGCGGUCGGCAUUUCACCAGCAAAGCGACCCUAGAAGAGCACGUCCGAACCGUGCAUUUGGGCCUAAGCUCGAAGCGGCAAGAGAGAAAUAGGAAACGAAAAGCAGAAAAAACCGCUUAUGAUGAUUACGAAGGUGCUGGGAGCUCAACCAGGACCAAAAGGAGAAGAAAGGCCCCACAGCCUACAUCAGCCAUUGCAGCGCUUACCGGAUCUGCUAAUCUCGCCCUGGCUGCAGCAUACGAAGCAGAUCCCAGAAUCGGAAAUCCGUUCGAUGCACUCGCCUAUGGUACGGCGUACAACUAUGGCGUCCAGCAAGGUUUCGAUAAUUUUCCCAUGGGCAAUGUGCCGGAAGAAGAGAAACAGAGCGAGUCGAGCUGGAGUCCGGAUCUUGACAAUCUCGCUGCGUCAGCGUUGGUGGAUCCUCUAUUGCUAUGA